CUUCCCUGAAGGUACUCUGCUUCACUGAAUCAUCACUUUUUUGGACACACCAAGGCACCAACUUUGAUUUUUUUAUGGUCUUCAGCGUUUACCAUAUACAGAAAUUUUAACUUUGAUUAUUCAAACACAAACUGCCACCAUUAUAUAAACUAGUGAACUGGCCAAACGUAUGUGCUGAGUGGUCGGUCUUGAACUUACUGUUCUUUGAAACUUGAGACUUGAGAGCAGCGGUUUUGGGGCUUCGGCUGUGUAUUUUUUUUAGCAGGUCGGUGGUUCUGGUACUGGCCUUGAAUUUUGUCAGUCAUUAAAGUCAAUGGGACUUUCUCUUUCCUUACUCUUAUCCACUUGGAAUGAAGUCUUGCACAACUUCUUUGGUAUCAAAAACACCGUUGGGAAAGUUGUUAUUAGGUCCAACAGUUUUGGAACGAAAGGUGCAGAGAUGGCCUUGAGUAUAAAAAGCUUCAAGGAAGAAGAUUCAGAAACCAAUAGCAAGUUUGAUCAAUCUGAUAAAAAGAAGAUGGAGAGGUCAAUAAGCUUCGAAGAUUGGGAUGCUGAGGAAGCAGAGCUUAAAGCAUUUGAAUCAUCUAAAGAAGAAACUUUUAACCGUGAGACUUUAGGUUCAAUCUCAUUGAAGGAUAAAACUCAUGAAGUAGUUCGAAUAAUAAAACCCACGAUAUUGCUCCCUGAACCAGUGAUAUUUUUUUCUCCGAGGCCUGUUAGUGAGCUUGAUGCUGCUGCCACUAAGGUUCAAAAAGUCUACAAGAGUUACCGGACAAGAAGAAAUCUUGCAGAUUGUGCUGUUGUGGUCGAAGAGCUCUGGUGGAAGGCUUUAGAUUUUGCAGCUCUGAAGCGAAGCUCAGUAUCUUUCUUCAACAUUGAGAAAACUGAAACUGCGGUUUCACGCUGGUCGCGGGCUAGAACAAGAGCAGCUAAGGUUGGGAAAGGUUUGUCCAAAGAUGAGAAGGCUCAGAAACUAGCUCUGCAGCACUGGCUUGAAGCUAUUGAUCCUCGCCAUCGUUAUGGACACAAUUUGCAUUUCUACUAUGAUGUCUGGUCUGAUAGCAAAAGUACCCAACCUUUCUUCUACUGGUUGGAUAUUGGUGAUGGUAAAGAACUGAAUCUUGAGAGAUGCCCAAGGAAUGAGCUACAACGCCAAUGCAUUAAAUAUCUUGGACCUAAAGAGAGGGAAGCGUAUGAAGUGAUUGUGGAAAGUGGAAAGCUUGUUCAAAGGCAAACUGGAGUCCUUCUUAAUACCACAGAGGGUUCUAAGUGGAUUUUUGUACUUAGCACAUCAAGAAACUUGUACGUGGGACAGAAGAAAAAAGGUGUUUUUCAGCACUCAAGUUUCCUAUCUGGAGGGGCUACAACCGCCGCUGGAAGAUUGGUAGCUCAUGAUGGGGUUCUUGAGGCUAUAUGGCCAUAUAGUGGUCACUAUCUCCCAACUGAAGACAAUUUUAAGGAAUUUAUUAGUUUUCUCGAGGAGCAUAAUGUUGACUUGACUGGUGUAAAGAGAUGUGCAAUAGAUGAUGACUACAGCUCAUUUAGAGAUUCUUUUGAAGAGUCUAAGCCAAAAGAUGCAGAGGCUCUCCCCACCGUAGAAUCAACAAACACGGAUGCUGUGGAUGUUACCAGGCCCAUCAGUGAUAAAUGUAACAAACAAGAUAGUAUUGGCACCAAUGCAGCCGAUGUGGAAGCACCAGUGUAUGACUUGUCCAGGCGUUUGUCAUGCAAGUGGAGUAGUGGAGUUGGACCUCGCAUUGGAUGUGUGAGGGACUACCCACAAAAUAUGCAAUCACAGGCACUGGAGCAAGUCAAUCUAUCUCCUCGAGUCACGCCUGGAAGCUCAAGGAACUUUGCUCCAAUUCCUUCACCCCGACCUAGCCCAAAAUAUCGUGUCUCACCAAGGCUUGCAUACAUGGGACUCCCUAGCCCAAGGUUCUCCAUUAAUAAUGCCAAUUAGACUUCCUGCUUUUACAAAACUGGCGAAUGACCAUGUUUCUUGAGGUUUGUGGACUGCUGAGCAGCCGAACCUAAUAUAUUCAAGACUUUGGGCAAGUUGAGCACUUCUCGUGCUAACUGAGUUUUGUAUUAUGAGGGUGCUCAGUCAAAUAGGUUAUUACAUUUUUUUGUUCUUUGAAUUGUAUUUACCAUUAACUAAAUUGGGGCCUCUUUCUCAAUUUCUUGCUGUAAGCUGUGAAUAUGAAGUUGCAUUUGUAAUUUUUGGAAAGAUCCUGAUAUUCAAAGAGAGUUCCUCCUG
Pistacia vera is the source of this 2257-nucleotide messenger RNA. Its product is annotated as IQ domain-containing protein IQM1. The transcript has 9 exons. Lineage: Eukaryota; Viridiplantae; Streptophyta; Magnoliopsida; Sapindales; Anacardiaceae. The record is from RefSeq and is a predicted model, not a curated record. The coding region runs from base 314 to 1960 and encodes 548 amino acids.